AUGAUGCAAUGCUUCAGUGCCUACAAAUCGCACAGAAUCUGGAGAUGUGUGUCGCUUGUUCUUGGUGUCGAUGCUCUGGGUUUGAGCAUCUAUGAGCCUGAUAAUCUGCUGGAGUCCAAAAUCGGGUUCCCGUGGCCGGAAAUUCGAAAACUCUCUUUUCACGACAAGAAGUUUAUAAUCCAACCAACGGUGAAGAAAUCCAAGAUUGAUAAGUGGAUUCUGACGUUGUGCACCGGCAAUCAUGAGCUAUACAUGCGUAGAAGGAAGCCUGACUCGAUCGAAACGCAAUAG
Messenger RNA from Hydatigera taeniaeformis, 291 nucleotides. The record is from the annotation of a GenBank genome assembly. NCBI's taxonomy places the organism in Eukaryota, Metazoa, Platyhelminthes, Cestoda, Cyclophyllidea, Taeniidae.